AUGAAGAACUUGUAUCAGUAUGGAUUAAUCCCAGAGACCAAUCAUGACGUUGCAAACAAUUCAGAGGAUUAUAGCAAUGUCGUUAUUAAAGAGGAGAUAGAUCUCGGAGAAGAUUAUCUCGGAAAGGAGCCUGCUUCUCAGGGUCCUGCCAUCAAGGAUGAAGAUGUUGGCAUGGAAUCCGAGCCAGGAAACGGACCAAACGAUGGACCAGCAAUUAAAGAAGAAGGAGCCAACGGUGGGAACAACAACAACAACAACUACAACAUCAACUGGAUUCCCAUGCAAGAGAUUACCGUGGUGGCACACCGCGCCAACGGCCCUGAAGUGGUAGGGGCUCUCCUUGUACCACAAGGACCUGAUGGUGCGGGGCCAUCAGGUGGCAACACCAAAGAAGCAAGACGAGAAACAGAUGGUGCUGCCAACCGCGGCCCUGUUCCACAGAGGAACAGAGGUCAGGCCCCACAGACUCCAGAAGGACCAGUACAGCCACCUCAGCCUACGAACGCUGAACCUGGACCAAGUGGCACUGCUAAUCGCGGCCGUGGUCCACAGGGCCCUGGAGGACAGGCCCCACAGAAUGCAGGAGCAGGAGCACGUGGCGCUCAGCGUACAAAUAAUGCUGCUGGUAUCUUACCUUAUAAUAAUAAUAAUGAUGAUGAUGAUGAUGAUGAUGAUGAUGAUGAUGAUGAUAUUCGUGCAACAGGUGCUGCCAACGGUUCUCGACCUCUGUGCCCCAAUUGUCGUUUGCCUCUUCCUGAACAUGGAAAGCCAGGAAACCAGAAGAAGGAGAAUUAA
Schistocerca piceifrons (Central American locust) is the source of this 795-nucleotide messenger RNA. RefSeq names its product collagen alpha-1(I) chain-like. The transcript has 10 exons. The record is from RefSeq and is a predicted model, not a curated record. Bases 1 to 795 code for a protein of 264 amino acids. Lineage: Eukaryota; Metazoa; Arthropoda; Insecta; Orthoptera; Acrididae.